Aspergillus niger is the source of this 414-nucleotide messenger RNA. RefSeq lists its product as uncharacterized. The record is from RefSeq and is a predicted model, not a curated record. The transcript is spliced from 2 exons. NCBI's taxonomy places the organism in Eukaryota, Fungi, Ascomycota, Eurotiomycetes, Eurotiales, Aspergillaceae. The coding region runs from base 1 to 414 and encodes 137 amino acids.
AUGACGUUGGAUGCAGCGAUUCCUGUGCUUAUCCGGGGUGGCUGUUAUUUGGGUUUGGAUAGAUGCCGACCGUGUGGUAUGCCGUUUGAGACCAACUGUAGACAUUCAUCAACUUCAAAACGCCUGCUGACCAUGCCGACCUUACGGAGGCUGUACAACGAUGCGUUAUCUAUUUCUAGCCUUCUACCUACCGUAAACCGAGCUAACAGGUUUGUUUUCGACCAGAGCGAGUAUGACGCUGCCGUGGUGAGUGGAGUCUUGCCUGCCCACUUCCAGCCAUCGAAGUGCAUACUUUUUGAGACCGAUCAAAUAUACCGCGAUAAGCUCUCAUGUUCCAGGGACAAUAUUGAUAGCCAGGCCGAGUCCAUUGUCAUUGUGUUUGACGACAGUGGCCGCUUGCUAGUUGAGUUCUGA